AUGCCGAGCCAGCCGACAGAGACGCUCGUGCCGCCCACGAGGCUAUCUGCAAGCAAGCUUGAGUACUCGGUGCACCGCCCCUCGCGCCUGCUGCGGCGGGACAUCGAGCUCGUCUUCCGGCCGGACCUUGAGGCGGAGUUCCAGCGGCAGCGGCCCGGCGCGAGCAGCGACGCCAAGGACGGCUGGCUACACGAAGUGCUCCUCGCAAUACCGACGUGGCAGCCAGCCACACAGGACCUCUCUGAGAUCUCCGACCAGGUCAACGGCGAGCGGCGCGAGCUGCUCGCAAACUUCACGACGUGGUCGAGUUCGCUGCGCGCGCGGCUCGCGCCGCACUGGACCGAUGCGUCCUGCCCGCUGGAGGGAUGCGCCAAGUACGGCACUCCAACCUCGGUCAUCUACAACGAGCUCGAGGGGCUCACCUCGCUGCUGAAGUACUCGUCGGUCCCUAUCGGCUGCUGCGGCAUCGUGCUGCACCCAGAGUGGCAGCGCUGCGCCUACCCGGUUACGCUCUUCACCACCGCCCCGCCCGAGCUGCUGCUAGCGGCCAUCGCGGAAACAGAGGCUGAGAGGGGAGGGGCGUGACCCCCGGCCUUGUCCUGCCGCCGCCCGCGCGCAGGGCCACACAGUCGACGACGUACGGGCAAUAUUGAGUCACAGAGAGUGCAUUACGCGCAUGCACCAUGUGGGCCUGUGCGCUGUUGUCCGCCAUAUACCCGGGUACAUGUUUGAGUUGCGUGCGGCAGAUAGCUGUCCACCUUCGUAUGCGUUGCCGUUGGAGCACGUGGUCGUGGAGUGCAGUCUGGUACGUUUUCCACGGAAUUAACCCGUUACCGAUUC
This is a messenger RNA of Emiliania huxleyi CCMP1516, 840 nucleotides long. RefSeq lists its product as hypothetical. Lineage: Eukaryota; Haptophyta; Isochrysidales; Noelaerhabdaceae. Gene Ontology annotation, biological process: cobalamin metabolic process. The record is from RefSeq and is a predicted model, not a curated record. The transcript has 3 exons. Bases 1 to 585 code for a protein of 194 amino acids.